GAUGCAGGAGGAGGAGGGGGUGGGGAUGAGGGGGCAGUCUGGACAUCAUGAUGAGGGAGUGAUAGACAAAGUGUGUCAGAAGGAGGGAAGGGUCGGCCCAAACAGAAACAACCUGUGGUUCAGAGCAGGAGCGUCAGGAUGGUCACACAGCGGAGGUUCAAACUCUGAAGCAGCAGAUCUGGAAGGUGGACAGGAGAGAGGAAGCACCAGGCACACUGCACCGGACAUGAGCAAAGGGACGAGAAACGUGAAAUAAAACACAAGAAAAAAAAAACACUUAAGAGAUGGAUAAUCAAGGAGGAGAAGGAGAAGGAGGAGGAAAGAAGACGAAGGACAAAGAAAAAGCAGAGGAUGUAGGUGAUGAAGGUAAGGAGACCAAAGACAAGCACAACAAACUGGAGAAGGAGAACAGCGGGAAGGACUCCAUGAAGGUGGUGAAGAACCGUCGCUGUCCGUUGAAGAGCGGCUGGGCCCUGACCGAGCGCCUGGCCAUCAACGUGUCAGGGAUGCGCUAUGAGACCCAGCUCCGCACCCUGGCUCAGUUCCCCGACACCCUCCUGGGCGACCCCCAGAGACGCGUUCGUUACUUCGACCCCCUGAGGAACGAACUGUUCCUGGACAGGAGUCGGGUCUGCUUCGACGCCAUCCUGUACUUCUACCAGUCGGGCGGGAGGCUCCGCCGGCCCGCCAACGUCCCCUUGGACAUGUUCCUGGAGGAGCUGCGCUUCUUUGAGCUGGGAGAAGAGAUCAUCGACCGUUUCAAGGAGGACGAGGGCUUCCCGAAGGAGGAGGAGAGACCCCUGCCCACAAAUGAUCUGCAGCGUCGCCUCUGGAUGCUGUUUGAGUACCCAGAAUCCUCCAGCGGCGCGCGGAUCAUCGCCAUCAUCAGCGUCAUGGUCAUUGUGAUUUCCAUCCUCAUCUUCUGCCUUGAGACUCUGCCUGAGUUCAGGAUUGAGAAGGAACAGAGGGAGCAAUUCACCGCCGUACCUCAUCCCACCAUUGCCAAUGAAACCAUCUUGAUCCCACCUGGCUUCACCCCCUUCCACGACCCCUUCUUCAUCGUAGAGACGAUCUGCAUCUGCUGGUUCUCCUUUGAACUCGUCAUGCGCUUCAUCUGCGCUCCCAGCAAGAUUCACUUCUUCAAAGACGUCAUGAACACCAUCGACUUCUUCGCCAUCAUUCCCUAUUUCGUGACGCUCGGUACGGAGCUGGCCAAAGACAAAGGAGCGCAGCCUUCGGUGUCGCUGGCUCUUAUCAGGGUCAUCAGGCUGGUGAGGGUCUUCAGGAUCUUCAAGCUGUCUCGUCAUUCGAAGGGGCUCCAGAUCCUGGGCCAGACGCUGAAGGCCAGCCUACGAGAGCUGGCCCUGCUCAUCUUCUUCCUCUUCAUCGGCGUCAUACUCUUUUCCAGCGCCGUCUACUUCGCAGAGGUCGACAGGCCCGACACGGCGUUCACCAGCAUCCCCGAGGCUUUCUGGUGGGCGGUGGUUUCCAUGACAACGGUGGGCUACGGAGACAUGUACCCGGAGACGGUGGGCGGGAAGCUGGUGGGCUCCAUGUGCGCUAUCGCUGGAGUGCUCACCAUCUCUCUGCCGGUGCCUGUCAUCGUGUCAAACUUCAGCUACUUCUACCACAGAGGGAUGGAGUGUGGAGACGCCACGGAGUACCACCACGUCUCCACAACGCUCUGGGAAGACGACGGAGAGGGGGAUGAAGAAGGGGAGGAUGAGGACGGAGCAGAAGAUGGGCCUGAAUACAUGGGAGACCACGCACCUUUGUACGAGCAGAACAACAGGAUGAGCUGCUCUCCUGUCAACGGGACCGUGCUGUCGGGGCUUUGUGCGGGUCAGACGGCCGGUGAUCAGAGAGGAAUCAACUUCUACCUCAGAGAACCCCUGGUCACUCAGGUCUGAUCUCAGAUGGACGGGUUUCUACGAUAACAGUCAACACUGCCUCACAUUGAGAGUAGGAGAAAGUCGAACUGUAAAAAAAAAACAAAAAAUAGGAUGGCAGCAUGUAAAUGGACUUCCACAGACACCAAUUUGUGCCACUAAUGACAUUAUCCUAAGGCUUUAGCAUGGCUAUAUUGUACUUUUACAGCAGAUAUAAAUAUUUAAAGCUUCUUUUAAGACUCUUAAAUCAAGGGCAAAAAUGACAAUAAUAAAUCUGGUUUGCGAUAGAGCGGACUUAGUCUACUGUCCCAUGUUUUAACAAACCAAAUAUGCAGUUACAGACGGCGUACAGUGUAUGUCUGAUGCUCCAGUUGAAAAAAACAUAACUACAAUAUUUGAAAAAAAAACAUGAAGUUAUGGGCACUCUAUAGAGCUCCUACCUCCACCAAGGCCCCGCAGUCCUGUAAUUUAAUCAAAUUGCUAAUGUCACAUGUUAGAAAGAUUUAGAAAUUCCAGGACAUGUCCCUUUCUUCUUCUUAUUUGAGGAGACCAGUUGCUAAAUGCUACAUUGUUCUCUAUUACUGCCCUCUAUUGUUAGUUAAUAACAUAUACGCCGUACAAAUACAGGGAGGGUCUUUUGACACUCAAAUGAACUUCAUAACAGCAGCAUUUUACUAAACCCACAAAUGUCACUACACUUUGUAUGGUCUGUCUGUAUUAAAUUAUCUGAUUGACCAAAUUUUUCUUAUGAAUCAAAUUUGUGAUGGAACAAAAUAGGCCUGUAACGGUACACAUACUGAACCGAACCGUUUGGGUACACACCUGUUCGGUUCGGUCCACAGCUGAACCCAAACGGCACAGUAUGAUGAGAAAAAGAAAAAGGAACGAAAGACGUCGUUCGACGCGGAACUUUUAAUCCGUGCAAAUUUUACAUGGACGUAUGGAAGGACGCACACAUUGACCCAAAAUCUGAAAUAACAGCUGAUAUAAGGUUAAAAAAAAACAACAAAUAUGAUGUGAACCUGGAAGGAACAGAC
This is a messenger RNA of Sphaeramia orbicularis (orbiculate cardinalfish), 2926 nucleotides long. RefSeq names its product potassium voltage-gated channel subfamily A member 1-like. The transcript is spliced from 3 exons. Gene Ontology annotation, biological process: potassium ion transmembrane transport; protein homooligomerization; action potential. Gene Ontology annotation, molecular function: protein binding; delayed rectifier potassium channel activity. Bases 285 to 1910 code for a protein of 541 amino acids. The record is from RefSeq and is a predicted model, not a curated record. Lineage: Eukaryota; Metazoa; Chordata; Actinopteri; Kurtiformes; Apogonidae. Gene Ontology annotation, cellular component: membrane; voltage-gated potassium channel complex.